Molecule: messenger RNA, 3833 nt
Organism: Phyllopteryx taeniolatus (common seadragon)
Lineage: Eukaryota; Metazoa; Chordata; Actinopteri; Syngnathiformes; Syngnathidae
Product: protein FAM222A
Exons: 4
Coding region: 223-1596 (457 amino acids)
Source: RefSeq, a predicted model, not a curated record
CGCCGCUUCCUCGUCGGAGCUUCGCAGCUGGAAAAAAAGACAAAAAACAGGGGCCAGGGGGGGGGGGAAGAAAAAGGAAUAAUAUGUCGAGGAGUUAAAUGGCAUCUACGGGAAGGAAUACGCUGGGACUUCUCCUCAGCCAGUCGCGGAGAAGAUAAACAAGCCGCAUGAGAAGAGAAAACUCAGGUCCACCCAGGCUGUGUGCAGCCGUAAAACGCCAUCAUGCUGGCCUGCAUUCAAAGACGGCAGAACCUGUCGUCGCAACAUUUGACCUGCGUGCCUAAAAGCCUGGAUGUCCUGACGCCACCAUUGCUGCUACCUGCGCCCCCGCCACCACCGCACACCCAUAAAGGCGAGCCAGCCUCUGCCGGGUCCAGGUACCCGUCUCCCGCCGAGCUGGACGCCUUCGCCAGGAAGACCGCCAGCAGCCCGCUGUGCAUCAAGAUCUUUCCGUCGGACAUCCGGGUGCCACAACACAAACAGCUGAGCAAGACGGUGAACGGCCUGGACACCACGGGCCAGAGCUACGGCACUUACUCGCAGCCUUACUCGGGAGGCUAUCAGGGCUUGUUGGCCAUCGGCAAGGUGGCGGCGGCAGCGGUUAAGGGGGUGGUGAAGAACUCUGAGGGGAAACGGACGAAGCAGACACACAGCCAGGCUUGUCCGACGCCAUAUAAAAACCCAGUGAAUAAUGGCUAUUCCGUCAGGCACGGGCACAAGGCCUAUCACGUGAGCUCGUGUAAGCCCGACGUUCCCGUGGAGACACUUUGUUCCAUUGCUGGGAUGCCCUCCGGAGAUCAUAGCCUGCUCCCUCGCUCUGAGCUGGCAGAGGUUCAGAGCCUGAUGAGGCAGCUAAACAGAGUCUCCCGGCCAGGGGGCGAGGCUAGAGCCAGCCCCUCUCUGCAGGCGGUGGCGGCCGUGGCGCACUCGGACUUCGUCGCGGGUGUCCCUCUGACGCAAUGCAACACGCCGUUCGGCGGCGCGGUGGACCCCGUGCAGAGCGCCGCCCACGUGGCCCAGGCUGACUAUGCCGCAUGGCAGCACAGGCAUCAGGUGUAUCGGCGGGGAGCGGCGAGGAUGUACAACCUCGUAGCGGCCGACUCCGGUAUUGGAGAGUCUCCUGAAAGCUGCCUGCCUUUGAUGUCCUCCUCGUACGGGGUGCAUCCACCCGUACAGGGUCACUUCUCCGUCAAACACUUCUUCACGCCGCUGUGGGACGGCGUUACCGCUACGCCCAAUAGCGACUGCUGCGCUUCUCAGGUGCCGGGUACCUUGGCGCCCCCGCACCCCCGACUCGGCCAACACCACCAGACACAUUUCCACCCUGUUCCUGUUCAUCCUCAGGUCUACGGCACAGAGCAAAAUGUCUGCUGUGGGCCGCCGGGCGCGAGUCUGUGUCACGCCGCAGUACUCAGCAGAAGUCUGCAGUCUCUGGAGUGCCUCAUCAGUGAAAUCCAGCCGCCCUGCAUCAAAGAGCGCAUGCUGGGCCGCGGGUACGAGGCUGCCGGGACGCAGCAGAUGCUGGAGCAGCAGCAGCAGCAGCAGCAGCUGCCUCAUCAUCAUCACGCUCACAUCCAACUUCCAGUCUACAGAUGAGACGUAACGCGGCCAACGAAAACUCGCUUUGAUAUCAAAGGCGACCCGCUGGAUAUCAGUCGUGCAAUUCGGAAUUUGACCAAAAUAUUCAGGAAGUCUCACAAAAACGCGGAAUUUUUACCUGCCGUUGUGAAUGACCUGAGCAUAAUUCACGCCUCCCCUAAUUAUAAUUUUCUACAUGAAUAGAUGAAACUGUAAAUAUGCCACAAACUAUAAUCACUUUAGUAUCAUUCCAAACACAUCUUACAGCAUUACCCUUAAAAAUAAUUGGUUAACAGAUUAUUUGAUUUCAGGAAAAAAAAAAAAAAAUACACAAGUGCGUGUGUGUACAUGCGGAGAAAACUUUCCGUAACUUUUUCCCCUAACUAACCAAUGCUGUACUUAGCUUCCACCGACAUAUAUAGCUCAUCUCUCAGUCGAGAUGUAUCACUUCAACAUAGUUCCUUGACACCAAUGUUCUUCUUUCCUGUUAGAUAUCCUAUAUGUCUGCUGCAUGUGCAUUAAAUAAGUGUAAUUGGGCGGCUUGGCGAAGAAGUGCUGCCCCCACAAGUGAAAAUACAAUCCGUGCUUUUACCGUUUUAAUGGGGGCUGACUUUUUUCUUCCACACUCGAUCGAGGCUGCCGUUCUGCAAGUGGUAGCCGUCCGUCUCGUCGCAACGCCCCUACCGCCGCCGACAUUCGUCAUGGUAACAAAAGCCCCGUUCCUGCAGUAGAUGGGGGGCAGGGUGGGCAGUGCCUUGAGUAUAAUCUCUCCUCCUGCCAUAAUGACCAAAAUUAAAAUACAGUAGUGAGUAGGCCUAAGGGUUUAGGGGGGAAAAAACGACGGUUUUUAACCCCUAAUAAGGAUAUGUACUACAACUGUUAUGUAAUAUAAUUGUAAUCCACUGUAACACUAUUAUUAACACUGCACUUAACUAUAGGAAAAUGAUGAUCCAAGUAAAAUGUAUUGCACAUAAAUGUUAAAAAUUGUACCUAAAUAACAGUUUAAAAACAGUUUGUAAAGGUUACAUGCAAAUGUAUUGAAUUUAAAAGUUAAAUACAACUGAACUGUACUUGGCCAGUUAUUCGUCCACGUAUCACUAGAGGAAGCACUGAAUCUGUUGUUUGACUUUUCCCCUGAAAUUUUUGGUUGAAUUCCGAGUUCCGAGGGUCCACCGUCUAUUACCUGUCUUGUGUCAAAAGACUGUGCAGGAAAAUGAUAAUCAUGAGCCAAGAAGCUGAUUUUUCUGUCAUUAUUCCUCAUACUGAUGUACAGCACCUACGGUGACCAUUAUUUACCAUAAUAAUAAUCAUAAAGAGUGACUGUACUUGAAUCUGCUUGCCCACUCCAAGAGAAUCAUGAACACUCAGGCUUCUCCUAUACAAUUCUUAUGCUCACUGUAUGGAGGUGGGGGAAGAUAAAAGAUGUGAAUAUUUCUUUGCGUCACACAUUACUAACGAGUAAAGUUUUUCUCUAGCAUAUGAUGCAUAUUCUGUCAUGUUUUUUAGAAGUCUCAGUUGAUUUUAAUGUCGUCCACGGCAGUUCCAAAUCAACUGUGGCGUUCAGGCCGAGCAGAAUGUGCCCUUUGAUUGUGUUUCAACAUGAGAUUUUUUUUUUGUCUUUUUUUUUCAGGCGAACAUUCACUGGACAUAUUAAGGUACACGGUUUAAUUAAAUCCAGUACAAGAGCUGUAUCGGAAAUUCCGCCUUUACAGGGAUAAAGAUUUUUAACAAUUUUUUAAAUACAGCUUUAGUAUUGGAUCUCAUUACACUGUACAGCUGUACCUAAUAUUAUGGUUUCCUCUCCAUAGCUCUGGAAUGUUGUGGCGACUACUCACAAUCGAAAACAUCGCGGCGGGUACUUGCCUGUGUGUCUGCGGUGCUUGUAUGAUAUUUAUUUAUGUUGAUUUGUAUGUGGGGGAGUAUCUCUAUUAAGUGCAAUUAUUUUAUCUAUGGACUUGAUGAGGUAUGUUGUUGAAAUAAGUAUAUGUAUGUACUGUAUGUAUGUAUGACCUGUCCCUUUUUGCCCUCUGCUUCCUUAUGGGGAUUGUCAAGUAAAUGACAUUUUCUAGACCCAAAACAAAUGUGUGCGUUUGUCAUUACACACAUUUCUGCAUUCUUUUGGAAAACAGAGUUGGACGAUGUCACUGGACUGUGAAGCUGUUAAGUAAGGUAGACGAAAAUAUAAAACGAAAGAUGAUGCUUUAUAUGGUAGAGCUGGGUGAUGCACCUUAAAAUAAAAUGUGUUUUUAAUCGUC